This is a messenger RNA of Parus major (Great Tit), 10981 nucleotides long. RefSeq names its product zinc finger CCCH-type containing 12D (gene ZC3H12D). Lineage: Eukaryota; Metazoa; Chordata; Aves; Passeriformes; Paridae. Gene Ontology annotation, biological process: nuclear-transcribed mRNA catabolic process, RNase MRP-dependent; 3'-UTR-mediated mRNA destabilization. The transcript has 5 exons. Gene Ontology annotation, cellular component: cytoplasmic ribonucleoprotein granule; nucleus. The record is from RefSeq and is a predicted model, not a curated record. Bases 8822 to 10660 code for a protein of 612 amino acids. Gene Ontology annotation, molecular function: metal ion binding; RNA endonuclease activity; mRNA binding.
GGAUUUACUCCUCUGGUCGUCAGAAAUAAUUGUUGUGUACAUGUGGUUCUUCUGGAAAUGGCACGAGCAAGCUGUAUGGCCACUUGAUACCACAAACAUUUCCUGUUUAUCCUGUCCAGCCAGAGGUGUUGGAGUGGACAGGACUUUUUAUUCCGGGAUUCUAUUAUUUAGUCUGGGAGUUGAAGAGUUGACUUGUUUUAAUCUAAUGAGAAGUCACAUUUCCCUGUCACUUCCUUUUCGUCAGUGCCAUCUCCAACCUCAGUUUCAGUAUUGACCUUUGGUGCUUGUGGUAAUUAAAAAAACAACAAAAAACCCCACCUUCCUCUAUAAUGUUAAAAAUAGGAUUGAAAAUGUUGUAGCAGAAGCACCAACUUCUUAACUUUGACUUAGAUGAUGCUUGUUUGGAGGGGAAUGCCUCAUGCUUCAGGCUGUUUGUUCAGUGGUUAAAGGCUUAACCAGCUCCUCAGAGUUUCCUAUUGGAUUCCUUUACCUGCAACAGCUUAAAAAUAUGAUGUAGACUGAACUGUUUUAUUCUGUGGAUUUGAGUGAGUUUGAGACCUAUGUCAUGUGUUGUAGUUUCUUUAGUUCUCUGUAGAUCUCUUGAACCUGGGUCCAAGACUUGGAGUGGACUUGGCCAAAACCAUGUUAUGAAUAGGAUCUGGUCAAAGAGCGCUUAAGGCAAGUGGGAGAAAGGUAGGUUGAAACAGAGAUCUCUCUUUAAUCCCACAGACAUCACACAGGUCAGUGGAAAUAGCACAAAUGUUGUAUGCAAGUGGUUGGCAUUGCAGGAUGGGAGUUGCCCAAACCCAGUCAUGGUAACCCUGUACUCUGUGUUGGUAAAGCUCUACCUGCUUCCUUCCACUUGUCAAAAAAACACCCAACCCUAACAACCACACAAACAAACCAAACCAUAUCACAUUCUUCCCCACCCCCCUCAUCAGUCAUUUGGACAAGCAUUUUAAAAUUUUCAAGAGGUUUACAACAAUUUCUGGUUCUGUUGCUAGUGUUACCUUUGUCCAUCUCACCCUCCUGUAGCCUGAUUUUAUUCAUGUAAAACUUCUACAUAAUUGGCAACAGGAUUACAGGUUUUGCUUGUAAGCUUUCUGGAGCGUGGGUAAUGUCUCUCCUUUACUAUCAAUGGCCUGUUGCAUACAGAGGAAGCACAAGCAAUUAAAAAAAUGUUAAAUUACAGUCAGAUUUAUGUAAAUACUUGCCACAGGGCAGUAUUUUUGUGUAAAAUGCUUGGGCUGGCCACUGUUGGAAUGUGCUUUGUCUCAGUGAUUAAGACAGUAUCACCUUGGUUAAAUGUCGUAGCUGUGUUAAAAGGUAGCAAACUCUAUGUAGGUUUAGUUCUUACAAGCUUACAGUUAAUCUGAAGCUGGAAGACAGUUCCUUCUGAAAUCUUAACCUGAACGGCAGUAAACUUUUGAACUUGAAACUUGUUUGGGACUUUCUGAUUGUAAAAGGUACUUUUUUAUUUUAAGCCCAGUGGAAAACAACUUGAGUCAUAGCAGUAUCUUGUUAUAUAAAAGAAGGAAAAAUAGAUAUUUUAGGUAAAACCAAGCAGGGAUCCUGCUACAUCAAAUGUUACGGAUGGGGUUACAAUUUUCCAAGAAGUUACCAUUGUCAGUGUUAUUGAAAUUGGUUUUCCUGGGUUUUUUUUCUCCCUGUUCUGUGGUGAGAUGAGUGCUUGCUACAGUGGCAUCAUUCUGGGGAAGUAGGAAAGGUGGUCAUUUUGGCAAGCUUAUAGAAAUACCUCUUCUAAAUAUAGUAGCAUUCUGCCAAUCUGAACACAGGAUUGCCUGUCAGUAACUCAGCUGAUACCCAGUAGGACCUGCCAAGUUAGUGAUGUAGGCUUUUGGGGCAAACACCUCUCUCCAAGUCAAAAUUUUCAGCGUCUCCAACAAAGAAAGAAUUUUAGUGGCAGAAAACAUCCAGGUUUUGCCUAAUAGUAAAAAAAUGUAAUUACAAUCAGGAGCAUGGCUUAUACUGUUGAGAGAGCUCGGCUUGAGGGUCUGACCUGAGCCUUCCUGAAGGGAGUAGGGAAAUACUCCCACUUGAGGCAGGAUGGAGAAUGUGUAAGUUCCACAACUGUUAAAAAUAUUCCUGGCACUAGACCUGUAUUGGAUUUAGCACUGGCUUUGUUCUAACUGUGUUCUGCUGGUUAGGGGCUAAAGGAUUUUCACUGUGUUACUAUGGCCACAUGUGCUUGUUUGGUACACAGCAGGUGAACUUUUCAGAUGAGGAAGAGGGUGAUAAUGCUUUUCUCUUGUGCUGAUGCAAUACUGUUUCCUUUAGCAAAGCAAAUAUCUCACCGAGGUGUGUAGACCAAAACACCUGAGGUGUUCCACAGAACCAGUCUUAAGAGAAUUUUUUUCCAUGCAGUAGUGUAACACCUUGAGGAAAGUGGUUUUGCACAGAGAGCCUUCUUCAAAAUCUUGUUUAGUCCUCUCCAUAGUCUCCAGGAGCUGCCGUAACAAGAGUGCUCCACUUUGAGGUUGGUUGGUAGCAAUUCUCUUUGGGGAAGGUCUAGUUGUUUCACAAACCAAUAAAUCUUCAGUCCUCAGCACUGAAAAUCCAUUAGUGGGGAGAUCUUCCCCUCUGAAAGCUUCUCCUACUGAAGCUGUUUCCCUCUUGAACAUAACAAUGACUUUGAGCAGCAGUAAAUCAGUGCUGGGAAAACUCAGCAUGCUUGUCAGCAGAAGGGAGCACAGCAGGGAAAGGAAUGUCUCCGAAAUCACAGCCUUUGGUGCCCAAAUGUGUCAGUGAGCAAAAGGGUGUGAGGCCAUCUGAAAAGUUAAAUAUGCUCCUUUAUUUCUCAUGGUCUUCUCUCUAGGAGGUGGUGAUCACCCAUGUAAAAGGUUUCAGGAAUAGGCCAAGGGUCUUCCUGGCUGCCUGCAAUUUGAAUGAUGUUGAAGUCUUUGGUACUUAUGGCUUUUCAUGAUAGAUGGGUGUAUGGAUGCUAACUCUGAAGCAGGGAGCACAGUGCCUGUGGAAUAGCAGGCCACAUAACUUUCUCAGUCUUGCCUGAGAAAGUGGCCUGGGAAAUCAUGGGGAGGAUUUAAAACAAUCCUCAGAGAUAGAAAACAGCCUUGCAGGUGCUGUUUGUCUGUUCCUUGUUUUCUGGCAAGAGAAGAUCGAGGGGUGGUGAGCCCCGCUGACCAAUGAUGGUGAUGUGUUAGUUUACUAACCAAUAAGAGUUUCUUUUCUGUACUUUUCACAUCGGCAUCUGUAAAAAAGAUCUGAAGCAAUAAACCAAGAAGAAAUUCUCCUGAUCGACUCCCAGGAGAGUCUGUGUCAUUCUUCUCGCUGUUCCCAAUAGAGCGACAUGGGCCUAGUCAUUUUCCCUUUUCUUUUUAUAACUUCUGGUUUGUUCCUGUUUAGGUAGUAAAACACCCAUUUUACUGAGGAGUAGGGGUUAGAGCGAUGCUACACAAGGUAGUGUGCUACACUCUGUUGCCUGCCUGGGUUAUAAAUAAUGCAGCAACUUUCUCUUUCCAGCAGUACUGCUGCGUGAUGGCCUUGUGAUAAGUGUGUGGCAUUGUGAAAGGUGAAAUGGAACAGAAGAUCCUUCCUCUCCAGCAAUGUUUGAGUAUCAGUUGGACUUGAUGGUCUCAAAGGUCUUUUCCAACCUAGUUCAUUCUGUGAUUCUGAGUCCAGGGAGUGAGGAGUCAAAGGUUGUGGCUGUUCUGCUCUCACAGCUGUUCUGGGCAGCAGACAGCUAGAACGUUUCUUUCGUUGUGGUCCUAGGAACACUUCCCUGUUUCUGUAGCCUUAACCUGCCCAGACAGAGCUUCGUGGCUUAGAGGAAAUGUUGUGCCAGAGGUAGGACAGAGGAGAGGCUGUGUGCUGCCCCUUUAUCCUGUGACUGCCUGGGCACUGCUUUACACAGCAGCAGCAGGGCAUCCUGGCUCCCAAAGAGUUUCCAGGAGUCUGGGUGUGAUAUAAAGGCAUGACCGUCACUUGGAAAAAGUGACGGUGAGGCUUGCAGCAACCAGCCACUUAAUCCAGUUAAUCCAACACUCUUUGGAUUAAACAGAAUACCACAACAAAGGGUUUGGCCACCCUGCUUAGUCCCACAAAGUAUGCAGGUAGUGGGAUCUCUGGCUGGGAAAGGUCAACCCUGCUCUGGUGUGCUGCCUUGUGACAGUGGCAGAGGUUCUCUCCUUUCACAGCGGGGCACCCCACUUGUCCCUUGGGGCAGAGGGCACUGCACAUGCCUGAGCUUAUCUGACACAUCCAAAAGGUCCCAGAGGUUAACCCCUCCUAGAGUCUCCAACCCUUCUUGCUGCCUAAAAUUGGAUUUGGGGUGUAUUUAUUUACAGCAAGGUAAGAAAAAAGCAGAGGAAAACCUCAUGUUUCCAUGAAGUGCCUGUCAGACUUUGCUGUGGAUGGGCUGAGUGUCUCUGAAACAGCCUUUCAAUUGGUGCUUGCUUCAACUGGUGCAACCAGCAGGCUGGAGAGGGUUGUUUGGGUUUUGGUGUUCCAUUGUAGUGUCCCAGAGCAGGUUCCUUCAGACAUGGAAGUGUUUGAAUGAGGCUUUGCAAUAUUGGGUGCUAAGCAAAAUGUUGGUUUUUUUAAAGUAUUUUUUUUUCUUUUUCUGUUUUCCCAGAGGUCAGGAAUUUUCUAUAUGCAUGGGAAUGAGGCUAUGUUAACUUGGUACAGCAACUCUGGUGGAGAACUUUUCACUUCACCCAGAAUUCAUAUGUUAUGUUCUCGCUGCCCAAUGUUCUGCAUCCCUGCCAGAAUGAGUUUGACUAAUCUUUGCCUGUGACUCAGAAUAGAGAUGUGUUAGGAACUUCUUUUAUUUAUUUUUUUUUUCCUUUUGAAAAAUGAAGUGAAAGUUUAUCAAACUAUGGUUAUAUGAGAACUUGGCCAGCCAAAUGAGGAAGUAAAAUGUUCCUAUAAAAUGAGCUCUGGUUCUGCCCACUGCACUUAUUUGCUCUCAGCUGACAUCAGCUUUACCUCUAAAUACGAGCUGGUGACUUCCUUGUGAGCUUGGUACUGCUCUGAAUCCAGCUUCUGGCUGGAGGAUGGUGGGACAGCCCUGCUGGGCCACGGAAAGAACAGCGGCCAGGUAAGGUGCAGAGCAAGAGGGGUCACCUGUGCCCACAGCUCGCUCCCUGGGGAGUUUGCCUUUACUGUUUUCAGAAAACGGAGCAGGGAAGGUGGAGAAGAAAGAGGCAAAUCUUUUCUUAGUCAUCAAGACAACAAAUGACAGGUGCUAUGAAGAGUUUAUGUGCAUCUCUCAUUUGUGAAAAUAAAAAUUCUUAUAUUUCUGAAGGUAGAGCAGCCAGUCUGCUUUCGGGGAAGCGCCACACGGUAGGGCUCAAAUGGGCUCUCAGUCUUAGGUGGUUUGCAGUGUUAAUCUCAGGGGUGAAGGAAGAAGAGGAGUGAAGUGGUCCUGCCCUGAGUUGUGAGGGGAAACACUAUGGUGGCAGGGAUCUGCAGCUUGUGCUGCUUGGCAUACACAUGAACUUUAGAGAAGCCCUAAACCUGCUCUGCCUUGACCAAUGGCAGGUCUGUCUGGGGCUGUGUCCCCCCUGCCUGGGCAGAAUGGUCAUUUGAGGGGGCUUUGAGGAGCCUUCUGAGUCAAACUGGUCCUUAUUGCGUUUCUGUGGCCUGAGGCUGCUGGAAGUGCUGCUCUGACUUGUCAGAAGGAUGAGGAAAAAUUAUUCUUUAAAGUCAUUCAAAAUGUAGUAGCUACCACCAGUUCUUUGGAGAAGAGUUCUCAAUUGUAAUUUUCUAGUCUUAAAAGUCUGUCAAACUAUACAAAAGGCAGAAAACCAUAAGAGGUCUUCUGAUUUUUUGGUCAAAAGUACUCACUGAAAUAUUAACAUUCUAAAAUGUUAAGAUUGAAAUAGAAUUUUGGAAACCGGACUGAAGCCAUUUCUUUGUGUGUGUGUGUGUGUGUGUGUGUGUGUGUAUCUGUAGGAGGAGUCACAACACCACAGAGAGUGUGCUUUUAAAGCUAGAACAUGGGAUGGGCAUACCAUUAUCUGUGGAUAAAUUAUUCUAUGAAAUGAGAAGACUUUGGCUUUCAGUGGAGCGAAACCAAAAACAGCUCCCAGUGGGAUCAGCUUAGGUGAAGGGUGGAAAGUGGCCAGAGAAAAUCUAAGUACUUAGCAAAUGAAGGUCAUGAAGUUUAUAAAUGGAAUUUCACAAUCUGUGACAGCAAAAGCUGGAGUCUGUGAUAUACGAUUUCUCCUCCUGUCGUGUUUUUUGUGCUGGUUAUAAGCAGCCAGCUGACCUGCUGAACUUGGGCACACUCCUGGCUGUUUACUAAUGUGUAAGUCUGGGAUUUUAUUGCCCUUUAAUUCCCCCUUGAGAGGGGUGACCUCAGAGUUUCCUGUGAUCAAGGCUUCCAUCUCAGUAUUUCCAAAUUGUCCUCUCUGUGAUGAAAACACUGCACUAACUGUAUCACCCAUUUUUAAUAUUUGGCCAAUAUUUGCAGCAGAAAUCCAGUGGUCAACUCUAUCAUAUUGCUGGGGAUGGCUGAUACUGCAUCACAUCAACCCCAGGCAGCCGCCCAGAGCUCAGAGCUCCCCAUGCUUACCAAGCCAAAGGGAUUCACUGCCUGCACAGAAGGAUCAAGCCUUGCCAAAAGAAGCAAAGGGUGCAGACAUGGACACAGGCUUGGUGCUGCCUGGCAUGGAGCCAAACAUCUGUGCAGCACAAUGUGAUGCUAACAUGGGAAAUUGUUCUGAUAGUAAAAGGGAGGGGGAGGAGGAAGAAAAGAAAAAGCAUCAGGGUAGACAGAAGUACAGGUUUGAAAAUAAUAGUAAUGGCCAUUAAUAUGUGGUAAAUGUUUUCUUUCAAACCUGAAGAUAGAUACUAAGAAAAGUUUUUAAUUAGCAAUAAUUUAUUUUUAAAAAUUUAGGCAUUUUUAAAAAACCAAGUAGUACACUCUAUGUGUUUGGAGCCACUGAUCAUAUACUGGAAGCAGGCUUUACUGUGGUGCUAACCCAGACUGCUUCUGCUUUAUUUGGUUACAUCAAGGUAUUUCAGCUCACACAGUAGUGGUUUCAAAGAUGAAAAACCCUUUCAAUAAUGAAAAAGCAGGCAAAUACAUUUUUAUCUUUAGUCAAUGGAAUAAAAACAAGGAUUAGAUGUAAAAAUUGUUACAGGGUGCACUGUGAGGAAAACACUCACUGACUAAAAUAAGCAAUGUUUUCGUUUAGAUGGAAAAAUACACGUGGUAACUGUUUUCCCCUUACAGUUAUAACAUAUUUAAGGAAUGUUUUAUUUUAUUGAUGCUGUUUUUCAUUCUUAACUGAGUGCCAGAUUUCUCACACAGAAUACCUGAAAUUUAUGAAGCUACAUAGAAAAGUAAAUACCAAAGUUUCACUAGGUGAGGUUAUAACUAAUUAUCAUAUUUUCCUGCUGAACUAAUCAGUUUUAAAUUAACUGAACCCAGCAUGGAUUUCUUCCCCACAGCCUGAGAGGACUGUCAGGCCUUGGGGAGGAGCUUCACUCUGAAUCCUCUCCCAUCUCCUUGUUUCCAGCAUUUCCAUGAAUUCUUCCACAUGCUUUCAGCUUCUGGCUCCUGGGGUGGUCCAUGCUGGGCAGGGAGUGGCUGGUGGGCUGGGAAGGGGAGCUGGUGGGUGGGAUUGGCUCUGGCUCUGGGCUCGGCACAGAGCUGCUUGUUUGAUUAGUUAAUUCUGCAUCUGGUGCCAUCAGCAAAGGGAAGAGGGCCACCCUUACCUCCCUCAUGUGGGUGGAAGAACCAGCCACAGCUUUUAAACAGGUAGCACCAAUAAUUGCAGUAAUGUGGCAAGAGAUGCUUCAGUGCAAGCAAGCCAACAGUGACUGAAGGUGUUUGGCUUGAUGGACAAGUGGGCACCGUGUACGUUCUGUGUCACACUCGUUGGGCUCAGGCAGCUCUGGGUACCCCUGACUAUGGUGCCCAUCCCCUGCAUUUGCUGAAUAGACCAGAAAGCUAUGUGGUGCAGUUCUGGAGAAUAUAAAGUAGCUUUUGCUACUUUUGCACACUCACUUCUGAAUUACCUUGACAAUAAACAUAAGUGAAACUGGUAAGUGAAGUGAUAAGUGGAAUAAUUGACAGUGGAAAUUGAAGCCACUUUCUGGAUCACCUGCUUCAAAGCACCAUCCCCAUGGCUUUCAAAAAAACUAAACUGCUUCUCUGAAAAUAGAAGCCCUCAGUGAAACAGCAAGUAACAGGGAAAGAAUAGUCAGGCAUCAUUAGAACUGAUGAGUGACAGAAUUUCAGAACUUGUGUCUGUAUACGCACAGACACAUAGUAAGAAAGAUAAAAGUAUUAAAAAAAAAAUCAGUUUCCAGAUAUUUUGCAAACAGCAUGUUUCCUGAAAUCACUGGAUGAAAUUUGCUAUACUUGUUGCUAUGGCAUCUGAGCCCAUCCAGUAAAAUUUGACAGAUAUUUAUCUCGGGCUGACAAACCACACAGCAAAUUGAAAAUCCCCUUUGUGUCAUUUCCUGUGAGAUAAGUCUGAAGAACCAACUCACGCAUGCAGCCUGUCUGCUUACAGGCAGCCUGGCACAGCUCACCAAGUAAGGUGACACCUGUCUGACAUAAUGUUUGGAGAGUGACGAACAUUUGCAUGGGACACUCUGGUGCUUUUAUAAUUAAGAACGGACCAGAAAAUUGCUUUAAUGCUGAGAGAAGACAGCUAAUCUGCUAGUCUCUGCUGUGCACUAGGCAAAGAACUGAGAUGACUGCAUGCUUUUCCUUAAUGCUUGUGUUUUGUUGCUGCUAAUCUUUCCCUCUCUGAAGCUGAUGCCUGUGGGACACAGCUGGGAAGACAGGAUCACCGGGUUUAGAGGAACAUAAACGCCCGCUAAAAUGGCACUGGCCAGUUCAAUUCCUAGCAAAGCAGCACCACCACACUCCAAAAAAGUUUCUGCAGCAGGGGUGGAAGUGCACCAGAGCAAGAUGGAUUUUUUCUGCAAGCUGGGCUAUAGUAAGCAGGACAUCUGCAAAGUGCUGGAGAACCUGGGCCAAGAGGCGCUGGAGGAUGAUGUGCUGAAAGAGCUGAUUCGGAUGGGGAGCAAACCUCAGGCUCUGGAGAACCAGGCUCAGCCUUCCCAGCUAAAGCUGGUUGCUCGUGGAGCUUGUAGCAGCACAGCGGGACUGAAGAGGCUUGGAGAAGAUGAAAGUGAUUCUUCUGAUUCCUUGAGACCCAUUGUGAUCGACGGCAGCAAUGUCGCCAUGAGUCAUGGAAACAAGGAGGUGUUCUCCUGCUGGGGGAUCCAGCUGGCGGUGGAUUGGUUUAGAGAGAGGGGUCACACUUACAUCAAGGUUUUUGUCCCACUCUGGAGAAAGGAACCCCCUCGACAAGACAGCCCCAUUGCAGAUCAGCACAUUCUUGAGGAGCUGGAAAAGCAAUCUAUCCUGGUCUACACACCCUCUCGGAAGGUGAAGGGCAAGAGGGUGGUUUGCUAUGAUGAUCGCUACAUAGUGAAAGUCGCGUAUGAGAAAGACGGAGUCAUUGUUUCCAAUGACCACUACCGGGAUCUCCAAAAUGAAAACCCCGAGUGGAAAUGGUUUAUUGAGCAGCGACUUCUCAUGUACUCUUUUGUCAGUAACAGGUUUAUGCCUCCCGAUGAUCCACUAGGCCGGCACGGACCCACCUUAAGUAACUUCCUCAGCAAGAAGCCAGUGCUGCCUGAAAGGAAAUGGCAGCCUUGCCCUUAUGGUAAAAAAUGUACCUAUGGCAAUAAAUGCAAAUUUUACCAUCCAGAGAGACAACAUCAAGCUCAGCUUUCAGUCGCUGAUGAGCUCAGGGCCAAAACAAAGGUCCCGAUAGCCCAGGGGAAGGAGGAGGAGAGGUGUCAGCGCUUACCGUACGCAGCCAGAGGAGAGCCUGCACCCUGCGAUGCCUGCACAGAACCUCUGCGGGAAGCCAGAGGCUGCUCUGGGCCUUCCUGCUACCCAGGCAGGUCCCAGGGGAGCUGCUCUGAGCAGACAUUCCGUGCCUGGGCCGGCAGCCCUGGCUCUGACCUGGGGCUGGAGCAGCGCUUGCCGCAGGCGGAGCCGCUCCUGGAGGAGAUGUCAGCGGUGUCCAUCGGUGACACCUACGGCUGCAGCUGGUCCUUGUGCCCCUCCCAGGACCGGGGGGUCACGGACAGCCCUCAGCCCUGCGCUGGCCUCAGGCACAAACUGUUCUCACUUCAUCACCCUCAGAGCCUGGAGCAGGCCGGCUCAGCCAGGCGCCCUUUCCAGCUCCGAGCGCUCCCAGCUGCGCCAGGCGGGAUGUGCGGGGAGCACGGCUGGGCUCAGGAGCGCCACGGGAGCCACUCCGUCCCUGCUGGUGCUCAGCACAAGCAGGGCCCGGAGAGCCAGCACGCUGCUCUGCUGCAGGCCCCAGCUCUGUUCCCUGACAGCCUUCCCCUGUACGGUGAGCAGCAGGCGCAGCAGCACCACUGCAUCCCCAGCCGGCCCCCGGGACAGCCCCUUCUGUCAGAUUCCAGCGAUGGAACGGGCUUAUUCCACAAGGCCCUUGCUUACCCCAGUGCCUCUUACAGGGACUACUGGCCCACCCCGGCUGCAAGGCUUCCCUCUGCCCGGCAACUAAACACACACAGGGAGCUGUGCUCCUCUUAUCCCUACGGUGUGAUGAGCCAGGCCCUGGCUUUGUACCCCAGUAUCCAGGAUAAGGGGACUGGAGCACCUCCCCUAUGAAGAGAGGCUAGGGAGCUUGGGGCUGUUCAGCCUGGAGAAGAGAAGGUUGCAUGGAGACCUCAUAGAAACCUUCCAGCAUCUGAAGGGAACCUACAAGGAAGCCAGAGCAGGACGCUUAAUGAGGAACUUUAGUGAUAGGACACAGGGGAAUGGUUUCAGACUGAGAGGGGGUAGCUUUAGGUUAGAUUUUAGGAUGCAAUUCUGAAUAUUCUGGGUGGUGAGACAUUGGAACAGGUUGCUCAGAGAAGUUGUGGAUGCCCCGUCCCUGGAAAUGUUUAAGGCCAGGUUGGGUGGGGCUCUGAGCAAUCUGGUCUAAGUAAA